Messenger RNA from Anguilla anguilla (European eel), 2176 nucleotides. RefSeq names its product Bardet-Biedl syndrome 10 protein homolog. Gene Ontology annotation, biological process: chaperone-mediated protein complex assembly. The transcript is spliced from 2 exons. Bases 19 to 1857 code for a protein of 612 amino acids. NCBI's taxonomy places the organism in Eukaryota, Metazoa, Chordata, Actinopteri, Anguilliformes, Anguillidae. The record is from RefSeq and is a predicted model, not a curated record.
AAAAGACUAUGGAUAGAGAUGUGUGUGCUGAUAAUGGUGUUGUGUUGUGCCUGUGACAGAGUCCUGGUGGGAUGUGUAUCAGCACACUGUAAGAUCACGGGUGAUGGAGCCAAGUCCUUCCUUCUCCUGCUGGGGGCGCUUCUGUGGGGUAUCCACGGCGACCAUCACUACGGCAUUCAGGCCCGCCGCAUGGCUCACAUUCUGCUUUCCUUCCAGGCGCUCGUUUUGGAUGGCAUGAUCGGGCAGGGCCUCGCCCCUCGCGCCCUGUCCCUUCUCCAGGACCCCGCCCACCUGCGCCCGCUCACGGACGCCUACUUCCGGGGAAAGACGGCGAGCUCCCACUGGGGGUUCCUGAGCCAGACGGCCUGCGAGUUCUACCGCAGGUGGCGGUGUGAGCAGGACUGCACCGGCGUGACCCUGAUCGCCCGCCACUUCGCCGCGCUCCACACGCCCGUGCCAGGCCUGCCCGUGAGCCGGUCCCGGGUCCUCCAGGGCCUGGUGAUCCACAGAGACUUUGCGGUGCGUUGCCCUGGCGACGGGCCGCUCCGAGCGCUGGCCACAAGCGUGCCGCUCCAGUCCCCUCUGGCGCCCCCUGGCGUCUCUCUGAACCUGGCGAGCGCGGCGCAGGCGCAGAGGUGCUGCGGCGGGGUGGGCGGGAGGGCAGAGCGGGGCGUGGCCUGCCUGCGCAGGCUGAGGGUGGGGCUGCUGCUCUCGGCAGCGAAGCAGUCGGAGCUGGCGCUGGACCUCGCUCGGCGGGCCGGCCUGUCCGUGGUGGAGUGCGUGGACAGUGACGAGCUGGCGCUGUUCUGUCGGCUGGCGGGGGCGGAGCUCUUUGCCGACCCCGGUGACUGGAGCCUGAUUGGAGAGGAGCACGUUGCCACGGUGACAUUCUGCAAGCCCGUGGUGCUGGGUCCCGACAGGUUGGCCCACGUGGGCUUCCCAGAGGGGCGGGGCUUGGCACCGCACUGCCUGGUUCUGUGCGGGCCCAGUCCCGGCCUGGCGGAGCAGUGCAGCACGGCCUUCUGCGGACUGUUCCGGAUGCUUCAGCGCGUGUACGAGCCUGUCCUGUCGCGUCACGCACAGGGUCCUGUCCAAUCACAUCACCCGCAGGGCAGGGAGGAGGACAGUGAGAACGUAGCUCAUUACAUGGUCAAACAACCCGGCCUACACAAUGGCACAAGGUUAGAUAGAGCACCCGCCAGCAUGAGGGACAAUGCCCACCUGAGCACUGACAGCACAGAGGCUGGAGGGCCACAGGCCAUUAUUGGGGACCCAAACAGGGGUGAGGGGCCACAGGUCGUCAUUAGCGACCCAAACAGGGGUGAGGGGCCACAGGCCCUCAUUAGUGACUCAAACAGGGGUGAGGGGCCACAGGUCAGCAUUAGGGACCCAAACAGGGGUGAGGGGCCACAGGCCCUUAUUAGGGACCCAAACAGGGGUGAGGGGCCACUAUGUGCAGAACCUGAACAUCCAAUUCCAGACUGGCUACGAAAUGGCAAGGCAUCAGGAGAGCGGCCAGGCGUCCAUUUUGGGGAAGGGAAAGAAGGAGCAUUGGGGAGCCGUAACCGAGAAACAGGCCCCGCCUCUUCAGGUGUCCUAAUAGAGGCAGGCAGCGUGCUACCAGCAGGGGGCGCGUUUGAGUUCGUACUGCACCACUGCCUCCUGCAGCAGGCCUCCCAGCGGAGCUGCCCCGACCUGCGCGCGGCCUUCCGGCUGGUGGCGGGGGCCGUACUGAGCGUGCCCAGGCGGCUGUACCCCGGCCCACGCUUCCUGGAUGCCCAGUCACACUUCCUCAGGGCCUCUGGGGCCGCCCCCCCCCAGCUGGAGGGUUCGGGGGCUGGAGUCCCUGGCCUGUAAAUAGCUCCUCCUCUCCGUCCUGCACACUGCGUCAAGCCUGCUGUCCGUGGACCUCAUCCUUCACAUCCACAUCCGCAGCCAGGCGGAACACAGCCAGGAGGAGGAAGAGGAGGCAGAACAGUAGAAAUGUUCUGUCAAUCCUGUUUUUCAUUAUGCACAAAUUUGAAUGGCUGUAUGUAUUUAUACAAGUUCCAGGUCCUCCCAUGUGAUAGUAUAUUCAUACCUUAAGUAUGUGAAAUUGGGGUGGCAGGUAUGCCAUCCUGCAAAGUUACGUGUUGGUGGGGUGGCAUGCCCCAUACAUAUACAGCACCGAGAGUUU